AUGGCGCACCGCACCUACUUCAUGAUUUGGCAAGCUGUGGCCGUGCUUGUGAGCCUUGUGAGCGGCGACGCUGACUGCUCAAAGUGCUCGUCGAUUGAAGAUUGGAACGAUGAGCGUCUGGAGAGAUGCAAUGUCUGGGGUGACCCACACACCAGUGACAGCUGGAGUGUGAACGGGAGAUUCGACUUCCACGGAGUUGGGGUGUACCGUUACGCGCACAUCGAUGCAUGCGGUGGCGGCUUCAAGCUCGAUGCUUUCCAAUGUCAGCACAGGGACUGGAAGCACUCAGCCAUCCUCUUCGUCGGCAUCGAGAUGAACAACGGUGCUAAAGUCUUCGUGAACGGAACUCAGGUGUCCACUUCUGGCAGCGUCAGCGUCACCGGCACUACGGGCAGCGAUGGGGAGAUGCAGAUGAGCAAUCCAAGGGACGGCGUGAACGUCGUCUCGGACGACUCCUGCAUCCGCAUCAACGUCAAUGCUGUGAACCUGCAUGGUGAUCUCCGUUCCUCCAACAGCUUCAAGGUGCGAGUCCCCCAGGAUGCCAUCAGCGAUAUUGGCAUCUGCGGUGCCCAAAAGCAAUGGAAGGAGCACUUGGUGCGCGGAGAAACCGACUUCAUCUUCAACAUCGACCAGUGGCGCUACAUGUGCGGCGCCUGCAGCGCACUAGGUGGGCUGCACCCGCCCAACUGCCCGUCUCCAUACUUCGGCCAGUUUGAUUUGAGCCCUGGUGGAGAGUUCUUGCGGCCCUUCGAGAAGGAGAGCGAGCGGGAGUGCGUUUCUCUGCACGAAGGGGACGUCGUCCACCAGCUGCAGGAUGACGGUCAGAACAGCGUAGCCUAUGCGAUCCUCGAGAAGUCCAUGAGCUGCAGGGAGUUCUGCCGCGCUCGCUCGAGCCAGUGCGUCGAUGCGAAGGACAACGUGGACUUUGCCCCCUGCAGCUUCACCGAGAACGUGUCUAAGGCCGACUGCGACUCCAAAGAGUACUACGACCUGAACUGCGUGUGCAAGAAGCCAGACAUCUCCUCCCCCGGGCCGGACAAGCGCUACGUGUGCGACGACAAGGUGGAUGCGUCCGGCAAUGCCUUCAAGCUCGAAGAUGCCAUCAAGCUGUGCAAGGCCAAAGCUCCCUUCUUGCAUCGCGCUGAGUGGGAUCGCAAGGGUUGCAAGAACGACGACGAAUGCCGCGUUGACUUCAUCCUCGGUGCCUGCGUAUCGGACGUGUGCAAUGCGGAGCCCAACAACCGCGUGGCGGUCGCCAAGAACGCAGGAGAUCAGGAUCCGCGUCGAUCCCCCAAGGACUCCGCUGACCGUUGCGUGGGAGACAGGCUGGGACAAGAGCUUUGCCACGAACUGACUCCGGAUGCGGAGCACUGCACCUGGGAUGCCGGGGCUAUCAUGCAGGAGAAGGACGAGUAUUGCGAGGACCACAUCUGCGAAGAUGCAUCCCUGCUCCAGCGCUCCGAAAGCGACGAAGUCGGGAUGUUGCAGCGGCGCAACGGCGAUGGCGUUACCCUGGCGGCAAACAAUACCGUUUUGCACUGCAGUCGCAGGGUACAUUUCUGCCAGCGUUUGUGCCACGGUGUGCUCGACACCACUGACGGGGGCAAGCAGAAGUGCAUGGAGUACUGCGACAACGACAAGAGCUUCACGCACGUGAAGGACAUCUUCCAGUCCUGCUGCUAG
Messenger RNA from Symbiodinium sp. CCMP2456, 1683 nucleotides. The record is from the annotation of a GenBank genome assembly. NCBI's taxonomy places the organism in Eukaryota, Dinophyceae, Suessiales, Symbiodiniaceae.